AUGUCUAAAUUAAACACCAAGACUAGUGUUUCCUUACUCAAAGAUGAUCCAGAUAUCAGAAAUUAUGGAACCACUCAGCUAGAUCAAUACGUCUCUAUAGAUCAAUUAGUGGCAGAUGAAGAUGAAUUAGAACCUUUUAUCGAUAUUGAUGUUAGAUUAACCACCAAUGAAUUUAAAAGACGUUCAACAACAUGGUAUCAAUUUACAAAAUUUGUAUGGGAUUCUGCAGAUAAACAUCCUCAUGAACGUUCAUUCAUGUUGAAAAUUGAUGGAUUUUUAAUGUCUUCAUUAAUGCUUGGUUAUUUUAUAAAAUCUUUAAAUGGAUCCAAUGUCUCCACAGCAUAUGUUAAUGGAAUGAAGGAACAUUAUAAUAUGAAAGGUAAUGAUUAUAAUUUAUUAAACACACUUUGGUCAUUGGGUUAUUUAAUAGGUCAAUUACCUGCUUCUUUAUUAUUACAGAAAUUAUCACCACGUCAUUUCCUUUGUCUGUUGGAGCUUACAUGGGCUGGAUUAACAAUUUUAUUAAUAUUACCAUCAAACAUACAAACAAUAUGGAUAUUAAGAUUUUUUAUAGGUCUUACAGAGAGUGGAUACUAUCCAAUAGCACAAUAUCUUAUAGGAUCAUGGUAUUCAUCAUCAGAGUUGAAUAAGAGAUCAACAUUAUUUAGUUGUGCCGGUACAGCAGCUGGUCUUGUAUCAGGUCCAUUACAAGAAACUAUAUUACAUUCAUCAUUCAUCAUCAAUUCAAAUUGGAAACCAUUCCAAUGGUUAUUCAUCUUUGAUGCUUCAAUCUCAGUUCCAAUUGCCAUAUUCACAUUGUUUUCAAUUCCAAAUACUCCAAUAACUACAAAUGCAUGGUAUUUAACAUCAAGAGAUAAAUUAGUUGCAUUAGAAAGAAGAAGAAGAAUAGGUGCACAAAUUUCCAAACCAAAAGCUUAUACCAAAAGUCAACUCAUAUCUUAUUUCUUUACAUGGCAUGUUUAUGUUUUCCCAAUGUUAUUCUUCAUGUUUAGAUUAGCUUGUAUGGGUGGUAGUGGUCAAGGUUUUACAUUGUGGAUGAAGUUAGAUUUGAAAUUACCAUCAUCUAGAUAUAAUAUAUUCCCUGCUAUCUUAUGUGCUGCAAGUAUUGUUUAUAAUUUAUCAACUGCAUUUGUCAAUGAUUAUUAUAAGAUGAGAUUAACACCAUGGUUUUUAUCAUUAAUGUUCAUUGCAGGUGUUGUUAGUUAUGGAGGCUUAGCAUAUUGGGAUAUUCCAACUAAAUUUAAAUGGUUUUGUUUCUUUUUCUUCAAUAUUGCAGAUUCUUGUGGACAAAGUAUGACUUUCAGUUGGUUAAAUAAGAAUUUAGCACAUGAUGAUAUGAAGAGGAAUUUCUUACUUUCAAUGACCAAUAUGGUUAGUUAUAUUUUCACUACUUGGUUACCAUUAUUAUUAUUUAAUCAAGAUGAAGCACCAAGAUAUCAUAAAGGUUAUACAUUCGUUUCAAUAGCUUCAGGAUUUGGUCUCGUGUUUGUCAUAUUGACUUAUACUUUAAUAAGAAGAGAUGAUCAAGAAUAUUUCCAAAAAUAUGGUUAUACGCGGGAAGAACGUAGUUAUACCCAAUUAUCAUAUGAUCAAGAUUCAGAAAGUGAUCAAGAAGAAAUUCAAAGUGAUGCAGAGCUUCGUAGUGUCAAAUCAACAUUGGAUUUAGGUGUUUGA
Messenger RNA from Hansenula ciferrii, 1695 nucleotides. Its product is annotated as putative transporter SEO1. Bases 1 to 1695 code for a protein of 564 amino acids. Lineage: Eukaryota; Fungi; Ascomycota; Saccharomycetes; Phaffomycetales; Wickerhamomycetaceae. The transcript has a single exon. Gene Ontology annotation, molecular function: transmembrane transporter activity. Gene Ontology annotation, cellular component: membrane. Gene Ontology annotation, biological process: transmembrane transport. The record is from RefSeq and is a predicted model, not a curated record.